This is a messenger RNA of Pocillopora meandrina, 6081 nucleotides long. The record is from the annotation of a GenBank genome assembly. Lineage: Eukaryota; Metazoa; Cnidaria; Anthozoa; Scleractinia; Pocilloporidae.
AUGAAUGAUUACAAAAAGUCAUCACAGGUCAUCGACAUACUUGAUUCAAUUCCUGAGAACGACAACAGGGUCUCUGAUCGUCUUCCCCUUUUCUGUGGUAACAAGGGCGUGAACGAAUGCAAAAGAGAGAGUUCAGGGCAAAGGACCGAGAAGAGGUACAACAGCUCGUGCAACGGCGUGAAUCUUCCCAAGUUACAGAAAAAAUCCACCGCCGUCCCUCCACUUGAAAGAACGAUUAGUUCACCCGACCCAACCGGUUUUUUAAACGUGGCAAACAUUGCUCUCUCUCCACGCGAAAACACUGGUGAUAAAUUCAAAAGGGAGCCAGUCAUCAAUUGUGCAGACUAUCUCAUCUAUGAACCUGCAUGUACAACUGCUAACUUGGCGACAGCGAACAUCGACCUCUCUCGGUACGCCUUCCACUCGUCUCCGGAAAGAAUACCCGAGACUGAUGGAGAAAGGCUCUUAAGCGUCCAUUCGAAGAAGAAACUGCAAAGCGCCGAAGUAAAGAAGAAAGAGCCUAACACACCAGAGAGAAAAACAAGAAAGAGAAGAGAAACCCAAGCAAGUGGUUUGAAAAACGUCGAUCUCUUCGACCAGCAAAGACAACAUUUGGCCCGUAAAGGUCCACCAGCAAGGGUUUUAGUUUCGUGCAAAUUUCCGGAAAGUCGACCCGGAACACCUAACUAUUUUAGAAAAUCAAGCGCGGUGACUGAAGAUCUCUUUUUCCCCAAAAUUGUUUUGUACCAGUGGGAAGUCUGUGAGCAACCAAAGAUUACUAAAGCUCUCCAAUCACGCAAAUAUCCUAUAAGGCUACCUCUGUUACACAAGAUUCCUACAGCUCCACAGGACAACCAGCCUAUCGAUGGUGAUUACAAGGGCCAUGAGGAUGAUGCGAAGAGACCUGAGAGUCCUCUUUCAAAAAUACCAUACCCACCUCCGCCGACUCCACAGUGCCAAACAUGUCCGCCUAGCUCAAAAGGGAAUAUUGCUGAUAAAUAAAUAAUGCAGUGUGAUAUAAUUAUUUCAAUUUCAAAUAACAAAGAGAUACGGCCAUUUUGUUUAUUUUCCAUUCACCCUGCUAUCUGACUGACUCAGUCACAUUUUGCUGUUUUCAAAAAAGGAAAUUAAAGAAGAAGUACAAGAGAGAGAGAGAGAGAGAGAGAGAGAGAGAGAUGAUGCGAGAGAAGGCAGAUGGAAAACGAGAAAAAAAAGUAAUUGAGUAGAGUGGAAGAUUAACAAUAUGCUUGCCAUAACAAAUUAAUUUUAAAAAAAAUUGGUCUGAGCUUUUGAUGAAAAAUACUAAUAGCUGUAGUUGUGUCAUUCACACAUAACUUGACUGAGAUUAAAACAAAAUAUAUAAAAUUUAAUGCAAGUAUGGAAGUGUAAAUGCACCAACUUUGAAAAAGAAAUUUUUACCGUACAGGUUCAUAAAGGUACAUCGCUGGAGUACUAGAAGAGUCUUAUCUCAGUAUAAUCCAACACUGUUUCGCUUGAGUCUAAUAAAUAAUCCAGCCGUCUAGGGCUAAUUUUUUUUAACUGUGUUACUGAUGUAAGGUAAUUUCCUAAGCUCAAACAUGGUGACAUAAAUUUGGAUCUAAGCAUGCAUUAACCUGAUUUUGUCAGAGAUUUUUGUAAAACGUAUUACCACCACAUAAAACAUCUUUCUUGAAUUAAACAUACUGUAAGAUUUCCUGCCAUGUUCUCUCUACGGUUGCAUACAAUUCGAUAAGAAAGUGAUCUCCACAUAAUACACAGCCCGCACGCAGGUCUUCGUUAUGAGUGAUUCGGCGAGAGCGUUUUUCGCCAUCAUGAAAGUAUGAUGCUUUGAGCAACGCGAGUUUGCAAGGGAACCACAUCUAUUACUGAUGUGCUAGAUCCCGACAAAUCUCUCCCCAGACUUCACCACAAAUUCGAAAUUCCCGCGGGCGGAGAAACGCGCGGUCUGCAGCACUCGUAAUAAGGGCUCGUUCGCAGGCUAGAUAAGAAGUACAAAUUUCACACCUUUACCUCGAGAAGGUCAAUCAGAGAGAUCUCCUUUGCUCUAUAAAUAUAAAUACGUUUGUCUGGCAUAGCUAGUCCUGUGGAUGAGCUAAACCCAAACAGGCGUCAUUAGUGCAAGAACAAUCCCAUCAUUCAAUGGGAAGCGGUAUUCAAAAUGGCGACAACUUUAGAAAACGCAAACCCGACUAUUUUCCUGCAGAAAACAGAGCGGGAAGUUCUCCCUGACGAAGAAAAUGAGGAUGUUGUGGACAAGAUCGAUGAACGAGAAGUAUUUGAUAUCCUUUAACAACGGGCUUCUCUCAUAAUUUGAUCUGUUAUUUUAAUGCUUUCGUUCUAUCGCCUGAACUGUCACGUGUAAAAGUGACAGUGCUAUUUGAUUAUUAUACAUGUACGUCAAGGAUUUUUGGUCAAUCAAAAGUUUGUUUUUUAGUCCAAAGAUUUUCACAAGCCAGCUAGUCUCUUUUUAGUUCGUGACCGAACAGCUGUGGAGACACUCUCUCUCAAAAUUAAUAGUUAAUGUUCAGUUCUUGUUAUAAAACAAUCUAUCGUAGACAUGCAACAAUGAAUCAGUUACUGACAGUCGACAUAAAAUGAUGCUAAGUGCUAGAAAAUAGAAGUUAAAUGCCAACUACAAGCAAAUUGUCGGAAAGAGAAAGUACGAUGACCCCCUGUGUUAACUAGAACUUGUAUUUGUCUAAAACUGUUGACUUGAAUGAAUGAAGGAAUGAAUGAAUACCUUUAUUUAAGUGUCAAACUGAAAUAGCAGUAAAGAAUCAUUAAAUGGGGACACCAUGGAUAAAUUGAAAUUAAAAAAUAAAAAUUAUUAUACCUUUUUAAUUAAAAUUGAUAACACUGUUUACACUUGAUAAAACGAGUAUGUAGUGGAUGACAUUAUUUACAUGUGCAUAGACUUAAUGAAAUACUAAAGUGUCUAUUAUGUACGACAUAAAAUACAUUCAGAACAUUGAGAAUCGGCCAGUAAGGAUUUAAAUCAAGCUUUCUAAUAUGCUGCCUAAAUACAGAUAGUGCAGGAAGGUCUCAUAUUUUGAGGUAUUAGACUCCACACCUUUGGGCCAGUGUAUCUGAUGGAAUGCUUUCCAUGUGUAGUCGUACUAAAUCUAGGCAUGGCAAACUCUUUGUUUCUCUGUGAAAAUUUUGUGUUUGUCAUUUGGAAAAGGUCUGCAAUAUAUUUCAGGGAAAUGUUGUUUUUUGUCUUGUAAGUAACAACAGCUAUAUCCUGUAACCAUCUGUUACACAGGGUGCAUAGAUUAGCUGUAUUCAGUAAUUUAUCAUAACUUGACUAUCUGUUGCAGUAAAUAGCUCUGAGUGCCCUUUUUUGUAUAUGCUCUAAUUUUCUACUGUCACUAGCAUGACAGAAGUGUUAAACAAGGUGUGAAUAAGAUGACUUGGAUGUGACCUGGCAAAAAAAUUUAAGUGAUCUGGCCACAAUGAUAAUUCCUAUUUACCUUUACUGAAGGAACAUCUGAUUCGUUCUAUCAAUGAUCCUGAACAUCCUCUUACUCUGGAGCAGCUGAAUGUUGUGGAGCAGUCUUUAGUAGAGGUGGAUGAUGCAAAUAAUUAUGUGAAAGUUCAGUUCACCCCAACAAUUCCUCACUGUAGUAUGGCAACCCUGAUUGGUUUGGCAAUACGAGUCCAGCUUUUAAGAUCACUGCCUGAAAGAUUCAAGGUACAAUAUAAUUUAUUUAUUAGAUCUCACUCUGUGCUAAUUUAAUCCAUAUUAUAAACACAGAUUUCUCCUGUUUGUGUUUAAAUCCCUGUGAUCUCAACUUGAUUGUAUUCUGUAAUCAAAAACUCCCUGUGAGGAACUUACUGGUGACAUUUAUAGAGAAAUUAUAUAUCUCUGAAAAGGAAUGUUUGCUCUACAGCACUAAAUUUGUACUCAACCCCAGGUAACCAAGCUUAUUCUGCAUUUACCUUGAUAUUGAAACUUGUUCUUGAUGAUUUUUUAAGAAAUAAGAGAAAAGACAAAACAUUUUUUCAAGAAAGUAUGUCAAUUUCAGGAAUAACUCCAAUGAUGCUGUACCCUGCUACCUAUUUCUUUUAUGGUAUUCGUGAUAUUUGAUUUGAACAUUCCUCACGUGAAAGUUCUCUUACUCACCAAGCACUGAUGAGUACUUCUUUAGACAGGUAGUAUUCAAGAGUCAUGGUCGUUUACUUUUAAUUUAGUAAUAUUUUUGAACUUAUUAUUUUCCAGGUUGAUAUCAGUAUAACCCCUGGUGCCCAUGCUUCAGAAGAUGCAGGUAAUGGUUUUUUUUCUAUGUUUAUCCAGUGUAAACUCCUUUAACCCAUUUAACACCUAGGAAUGACUAGCAUCCAAUUUCUCUCUGUAAUAUUCCCCUUGAAUCUAACACUAAGGUCAGGAGAAUAGAAGAAAUGAUCACCAACUAAAGAAGCUUUAAUUGCUAAACAAAUUCUCCUUGGCAGCACUUAAGAAAAUGUAUAGAGGACAGUAUUGAGAAUAUGCAUACUGAUGUUAGGUUUUAAAGGGUCAACCAUCUGACCUCUGAUAGUGACUAGCAUCUUAUUUCUCCUUACAAUAUCGCCCUUGAAUCUCACAUUAUGGUCCUGAAAAUAAAGGAAAUGGUCAUCAACUGAAAAAGCUGUUGACUGUUAAACAAAUUCUCCUUAUAAGCAUCUUAGAAAAUGUAGAGAAUAUACAUACUGAUGUUAGGGUGUAAACUUAAGAGUUAACAGACUGAUGUAAUGACCACCUGUGCUUAUCCCCAAUUGAACUCAAAUAAAAAUUUGCAUAGCAUGUAAUUUAGUGUUAACAACUGGGUUGAAAAUGUAAAUUGGCCACUGUAAAGAGUAGAAAAGCUGACAUUUCACGUGUUAGCCCUUCAUCAGAGCAAUACUCUCCCACAAAUGUAGCACCACAGUUUCUUUGGAAACUUACCCCCUUAAAACUUUGCAUACCUUGUUACACUAACAAUGUCAAAGAAAAAGACAGAAAUGAAACAGAAAAAAACUAAUGACUACAAACUGAUUAAGAAAAUCUUUUUCUCGCAUGCCAGAAUUAACCUUUUAUUAAUGAUGUUUCCACUGAUUCAAAAAUAGGUAAAAAGGAAAGGAAAAAAUCAUAAAUUAGUUAAAAUUUACUUUAAUGUGUUAACCAUCUCUAGCAUGUGGAAAUUGAAACAACAGAUUUAGAUCAUGUGAAGGGGAUUUAUAUGCUUAUUAAUUCCUAUUUAGCUUUUCUCUCUUCCUUUUUUUGCUGUUUUUCUAUAACGACAUUUUAGCAACAUUCCCCUCAAGCAAGUGGGAAUCAUGGUUCUCUAUUUUGAUGUUUGUGUUGUUACCAUGCAUUUCCCUCGUUCCUUUGUUUCUUCUUCAGUAAACAAGCAGCUGGCUGAUAAAGAACGAGUUGCUGCAGCUUUGGAAAACACUCAUUUGUUGGAAGUUGUAAAUCAGUGCCUCACAGCGCGUCACUGAGGUGGCUUAUAAUAUUUGUAAUGGGAACAAACUGUAUAUGGCUGCAAAAAUUGCACUGAGGGAUAAUCUAGGUAGUUAGUCAGCAUAUCACAGUUUGCUGUGAAGGGUGGCAGCUAAAAAUACAACCUACAUGUAUUUGCCUGACAAUCAACUUAAAUGUGUGAACUCCAUCUGAUUUGGAAAGUAUUACAGUAACACUAGACUUUCAUGAUGUUGGUACACCCAAACAGAAGUUCCUCACUCUCCAUUUACUUCAAAUUUUAAAACAUUCAGUGAAAGCAGAGGUUCACUAUGCUGCUAGUAAUGCUGUGGCUUGAUUUAAUAAACAGUGACACAAGACAGGUUAUCCCAAACAUCCUACAUGUAGGAUACAGCUGUUGUUUGGUCUAGUCUUUUCACCCAAAGAAAAGGAAAGAUUUCACCCACCCCUAGACAGGGGCUUAUCAUGGUGGGUGGAAUUGGAGGGGGGGAUUAAAUUAACAGCUAACUGAGGGUCAAUGUGCAUAUUGUUAUUUUUCACCCGUACUGUCCCCCAAAUUUAAUGAAUAAAAUACAAACACCUAUUAUGUUUAAAAUGGAAACUACAGCUGGGUUUUAAUUCUAAGUCAAUUUUGUACAGCAAGC